Ziziphus jujuba (common jujube) is the source of this 1732-nucleotide messenger RNA. Its product is annotated as transcription factor BHLH089. Gene Ontology annotation, molecular function: DNA-binding transcription factor activity; protein dimerization activity. The record is from RefSeq and is a predicted model, not a curated record. The transcript has 6 exons. NCBI's taxonomy places the organism in Eukaryota, Viridiplantae, Streptophyta, Magnoliopsida, Rosales, Rhamnaceae. Gene Ontology annotation, cellular component: nucleus. Bases 428 to 1291 code for a protein of 287 amino acids. Gene Ontology annotation, biological process: regulation of DNA-templated transcription.
GGAGAGUGAGUGGGUACAGUGCGCACCAACCUCCACUGUCCAAGGAGAUCACACACAAAAACACACACACAAACACGCUCUCUAUCUCUAUCUCUAUCAAUCUCUUUCACUUUCUCUCUCUUCUGUGGGCUUUCUAUUUCUAAAACUAAAAUGCGCUUCUUUUCUCUCUCAAGCUACUUAAAAGCUCAACUUUCUCUUUCUCAAUCUUUCUCGAGGUUUCCUGUUUAUAUUUUUUUAACAACCAUUUGAAUCUAAUCUAAACCCAAAAAGAAAAGAACUACAGGAAGUAGGAGUAUGAUUUGAGUUGAGUUUUGUUUGACUAACUAACGAAUGUGAGAACUGAGGAAGGUUUUGUUUUGGAAUUCUUUUUUUAUUUUUUUUUUAUUUAUUGGAUCGGAUCGCAAGGCGGGGCGGGUGGAGAAGAUAGAUGGAUCCGUCUACGUUGAUCAAUGAGGGUUCGCUUUCCAAUGGUAAUGCGGCGUCGUAUAACCUGUCAGAGAUCUGGCAGUUCCCGAUGAACAGUGGCGGUGGUGAAUCGGGAAUUGUAUUGGGGCUUCGGAGAGGUCAGUUUGCUCAGACUUUGGCUCAGUUUGGGGAUAUGAAUCGUGAUGUUUCGGGAAAUGAUCCAAUGAGUUUGGACCAGAGAGAGAAUCAUGGCGGUGGCGGUGGCGGUGGUGCGAGGAAGCGUCGUGAUGCGGAGGAAGAGUCGGCUAAAGGUGUCUCAACAAGCAAUGGCAAUGGCAAUGGAGUGAGUAAUGGUGACGGAAAGAAGCUUAAAAUUUCAGGAGGUAGAGAUGAAAACCGAGAAUCUAAAACCGAGGGGGAAGCCAAUUCAGGCAAGCCUGGGGAACAGAAUAGCCGGCCACAUGAUCCGUCAAAACAGGACUAUAUUCAUGUUCGAGCAAGAAGGGGUCAAGCUACUGAUAGCCACAGUCUUGCUGAAAGAGCUAGAAGAGAAAAGAUAAGUGAGAGGAUGAAAAUUCUACAAGAUCUAGUCCCUGGUUGUAACAAGGUUAUCGGAAAAGCGUUGGUUCUUGAUGAAAUAAUUAACUACAUCCAGUCGUUACAGCGUCAGGUUGAGUUUCUAUCGAUGAAGCUCGAAGCAGUUAAUUCAAGAAACCCUGGCAUUGAAGUCUUUACCUCAAAAGAUAUGAAUUUGGCAUUACAGUUUGGUCAACAAACGUUUGAUACUUCUGGAAUGGCAUUUGGUCCACAAAGGGAAUUCAGCCGUGGUUCCUCACCAGAGUGGUUGCAUAUGCAAGUUGGUGGUGGUUUUGAAAGAACAACAUAGUCUACUAGAAAAUCCCUCUUUCAAACUGAUAAUAAAAAAGCAUCAAAGAGGCUGUGCUUCGUCCUCCUUAAAAUUGCAGGCAAAAAACGUAUACCCCAUAUAUGCUAAAUCAAAAGAAGACCUUUAUGUUCAUUUUCUACGUCAGGCAUGGAGUUGAUUGUCUAUAAAAGACUGUUUUAAGCUAGUAAAUUUAGAACUUCUCCAGUUGUUUGUUGUCGGAAAAUGAAUUCGUUCACUCCGUAUAUUUUUGGUAGGAGGCUUUGGUUCACCUUCUGAAUACCGCCAAUUUGGCCUCCUUGAAUAAGUAUUCUUCUUGUAAAAGAAUGUUUACUUGUUCUAAAUUUUCUUAUAUGCUCAUAAUUUUCUGUAAUCUUUGUUUUACAUUGGAUUUGUUAAAAAGCUGAAGCAACAUUAUAUAAAAUAAAGCCACCUUUAGUUCUA